AUGCUCAACGCCGUCGUGCUGUUAGUCGGUCUGUUCGCUGCCGGCGGUAGAUCUGCGUCGCACGAGUGCAAAUGUGUUCUGUUCAAUGCGACCAGUGGGAAAUUCCAUUCGCCUGAAUAUCCUGCGCCACUUGAUCGCAUUGGGUGCCUAUUUUAUCACUUCCAAGCGCCAAAGGACCACAUUAUUCGAUUAACAUUUGAUGUUUUUCAUCUUCCGCCGAGGAUUGGAAUUUGUUCCUCCUCAAUCCUACUCUACGAUCAUACAGAUGACGGCCUAAUCGACAUUGACGAGCGAGCAGAUUUCGAAUUUUGCGGAAAAGAGAUUAAUAAUGAACGAGAGUUUUAUUCGAAAAAUGAGCACAUGCUUCUACAAAUUCAACAUGCCAGAGAAAGAUCUAGAGGAUUCUCUGGGCAGUUUGAAGCUAUACCUAAAGCGAAUUUUACCAGUGAUGCAGUAGAAAUGGCGGAAUGUAGUUACCGCGUGGAAAAGAGCAAGGCAAUCCUCUAUAGUCCUCAAUAUCCCUAUUAUUAUCCUUCCAAGAUCAAUUGCACAUAUCACAUUCCUCAACGAAAAGGGUUUCAGAUUGUUGUGAAUUCAAUAUUAUUAGAGCUCGGACGUGACUCGACGCUUCAAAUAUUCGAAACAAUGGAAGGGCGUUCCGAACGCCGCUUAAUCGAAUUGGUGACGAGCACGCAGAAAUCGGUGUAUCUCAGUUCGACUUCGUCACUUCUCUUUUUCUUCGCCGCGGGAAAUAACGAUCUCGAUCGAGCAGUCGGCUUCGUAAUCGAAUUGCAGUACUCGAAUGCAGUUUGGAGCGAAUCGACCGGGUCCUCUACUGAUUGCCAGGUGAAUAUAAAUUCGGAAAACUUCAAAGAAGGCGAAUUAUCGUCCGAGAAGCUCGGCAGAUUCUCGGCGUCAGCAGUUCCCACGAAAUGUCGAGUGGUGUUUCAAGGAUUUCCCAAGGAGAAAAUUUCUAUACACUUUACGCAUUUCAAUUUAUACGUUCCCGACAACAAAAAUGCAACGAAAAGAUGCACUGACGUCGACAACCUCUCAGCAGAUGUUCGUGUCGGUUCACGGUUAUCUAGAAUUGAUGAAUGGUGCGGAAAAAGAACGCCUCCGAAUCUAAUGAGCAGUUCGAACCUGCUUCAACUUGAGUAUAACACAAAAUCCUCAAAGGUUAUUCGCGAGAGCACCAACGAGGACAUCGGAUUCCGAUUAGAAUACAAAUUUCAUUCCGAUUGGAAUAUGGGCAAUAUGCGUGCCAAAGUUGAUAAAACCAAGGAGUGCCGAUUUUCGUUCAAUUCGAGUGAGCACACAAGCGGAAAACUGUGGUCUGCUAACUACCCGGGCCUCUACCCCCGAAACAUUUAUUGCGAGUACAUUUUCCAUGGAAAACAUGACGAAGUCGUCCACAUUCACUUUGAAUAUUUCGACAUUGAAGGAUUCAAUCAAUGCGAUGAAACCACUCAAAGCGAUUAUAUAAUAUUCUCUAACUAUCAAACGCACGAUAGAACAAAUCGUCGUUUCUGUGGAAAAACGUCGCCGAAAGGUCCCAUUCUCUCGGAAUCCAAUUAUUUCCGCAUGAUCUUCUCAACGAACGAUAUCUUCGACGCCACAGGCUUCUACGCGCACUAUCAGUUUAUCACUCAAGAAAAAUCUCAGAUUAGUCGGGUCAAGCUCACAAUUUCCUCUAGUCAAUCGCCAGUUUUGUCUUUUCUAUCUUUUAUUUUUCUUAUUUUGGUUUUUCAAUAA
Messenger RNA from Caenorhabditis bovis, 1755 nucleotides. The record is from the annotation of a GenBank genome assembly. Lineage: Eukaryota; Metazoa; Nematoda; Chromadorea; Rhabditida; Rhabditidae.